Molecule: messenger RNA, 1809 nt
Organism: Candidozyma haemuli
Lineage: Eukaryota; Fungi; Ascomycota; Pichiomycetes; Serinales; Metschnikowiaceae
Gene: WHI3
Product: mRNA-binding protein
Exons: 1
Coding region: 1-1809 (602 amino acids)
Molecular function (GO): mRNA binding
Source: RefSeq, a predicted model, not a curated record
AUGACUUCAGAAACUAAUCUACAAUUUGCAUCAACAGGACCCAUGAUGAAUGCAAAUCUUAACCCGACCUCCUCGUUGCCUGGUCAGCCCAACCUCCUCUCGGGCUCCUUCUCCUCCAUGUCCCAGCCGGCCAGCAGUCAUCAACAGCCCUCUUCUGGCUCUAUUCUGCUGCAGCAAUUCUCCUUGAAGCUUCUGAAUGUACCAGCCGACUUGUCGGAGAGAGAGGCUCAGCUCAUCUUUGCUUUGGUCAACGAUGACAUCGCUAGUGUUGAACUCAAGGACCAAGUCAUCACAGCUGUAUUCAAGUCUUUGAACACCUGCAUUACCACGGGGAAACUUCUCGAGCAUAAGCCCAUCUUUGGUGAAAACCUGCCUCAGGUCAACGUGGAAUACGAUGCAAAUGUGUCCAUGGCAACCACUUCCAGUGCAUUCAACAACAUGAGGUUAUCCACCUCUGGCAUUUCUCCGCCAUCUUCCCAUACUGUUCCUCUGGCGGCACAGCUUUUAUCUGGAUCCCAGUCUGGACAACAGGGAUCCUUCGAUUUCCAGAAACGCAAGUCGGUGGGUAACCAGAGAUCCAGAUUCCUUUUUAGCGAUCCAUUUUCAGGCACUACUACUCCAACGAAUGCUAAUGCUCCAUCUGGCUCUAUUGAUUUGAGUGACAUUACUGGCAAGUCAAUUUUGAUGAUGGAAUCGCAUAAUGAUGCCAGAGAAUACGAAAACCUUGUUCGUGAUCCAUGGUCUUCCCAACCACAAAACGCUAUCAACUUUGGCUCAGCCCCUGAAACUCCUGGCAUGAACGUUCCUAAUUCUUUUGAAUGGGGUGUCGGUUCUGGCUCCCAGCAGCAGCAGCAGCAACAACAGCAGCAACAGCCAUCCCAGCAACAGUCUCAGCAGCAACCCCAACAAGGUCAACAACAACAGUCUCAGCAAAACCCACAGCAGCAAUCUGGCCAACAAGGCAACCAAGGUAAGCAGCAGCAAGGUACUCCACUCAGCAGUGGCGCACCAGCGUCUGCUGGUGCCCCAGGCUCCCUCAAUGGAGAGAGAAGAAGAACUUCAUCAGCAUUUUUCACCAACGGUUCCGGGGCCCAGUCUCAGGCCCAGCCGGCUUCGCAACCUUCGAAUCAGCAGCAACCACAGACUGUAGCUGCCAUCUUAUCACAGGGACCAACGCAGUCGAAUGGAAGCAAUUUGACGCCGUUGACUAUUCCAUCAAACUCGGCUAAUAGAAACGGUCCACCAUCUGCCUCCACUCCAUCGGGCACCCAACAGAACGCUCCUUCAUCCCAACCAAACUCUGCUACUACUCCAACCAGUGCUGCUCGCUCAUCAACAAAGGACGUUCCUGACUUGUCGUUGUUGGCAAGAGUACCUCCACCUGCUAAUCCUGCGGAUCAGAACCCGCCUUGCAACACUUUGUAUGUCGGUAACCUUCCUCCAGAUGCUACUGAAGCCGAGCUUCGUACUUUGUUCUCACCACAGAAAGGCUUCAGAAGAUUGUCUUUCAGGACAAAGAACCAAUCUUCCAGCUCAAGUUCCAGCUCAUCUUCGCACAAUCAUGGACCAAUGUGUUUUGUUGAGUUCGAAGAUGUUGCUCAUGCCACCAUCGCAUUGGCUGAGUUGUACGGAAGAGCUUUGCCCAGACCAAACGGUAGCAAUGGUAAGGGUGGCAUAAGGUUAUCUUUCUCUAAAAACCCAUUGGGUGUCAGAGGUCCUGGAAAUCCAAGAAGAUCCUCUUCGCAGCAAGGUUCUAACAGUGGAACAAACAGUAAUGUUGGAAACUUUGGCUACCAAAACUUUCAUUGA